This is a messenger RNA of Nezara viridula (southern green stink bug), 1308 nucleotides long. Lineage: Eukaryota; Metazoa; Arthropoda; Insecta; Hemiptera; Pentatomidae. The record is from the annotation of a GenBank genome assembly.
AUGGAUUCUAAAGAAAAAAGAGUUUACAAGAUCGUACUCACUGGAGGCCCAUGCGGUGGAAAAACAACAGGCCAAGCACGUCUAAGUACAUUUUUUGAAAAUUUAGGAUGGAAGGUUUUCCGAGUUCCGGAAACAGCAACUGUUUUACUCAGUGGAGGGAUAAAGUUUUCAGACCUCAAUGCAGAUCAAGCCUACAGAUUUCAAGAAAAUCUUCUGAGAACUAUGCUCCAAAUUGAAAAUACUUUCUUCGAACUUGCUGAGUCUAGCAAUCGAGAUUGUCUUAUUAUUUGUGAUCGUGGAGCUAUGGAUGCCUCUGCUUUUAUAUCUAAAGAACAAUGGGAAAAAAUGAUGUCCAGCAAUGGUUGGAAUAAUGUGGAACUCAGAGACAAUCGGUAUAACCAAAUUGUGCAUAUGGUUACUGCAGCUAAUGGAGCAGAAGAUUUUUAUACAACAGAGGACCAUGCUUGUCGCAGCGAGGGUAUGGAACUUGCGAGAGAACUUGAUUAUAACGCAGCCUCGGCAUGGGUUGGACAUCCUUAUUUUGAUGUGAUUGACAAUUCAACAGAGUUUGAAAAGAAAAUCCGUCGAAUGAUAGCUAGUAUCUGCCAGAAGAUGGGUAUAGAUACUGGUGAUAGAUUGCUCACCAACGCCAGGAAGAGGAAGUUCUUGGUUCAAGGUCCCCUUCCUUCAGAUGAUAUUUUUCCUCCAUUCCAAGACUUUGAGGUGGUUCACAACUACCUCACGAGUAACCACCCGUACAUGCAGGCUAGGCUGAGGAAGCGAGGCCAGAAAGGUCAUUGGAGUUAUACACAUACCAUCCGUAAACCGAGAAUUCAUGGCCAGAUUGUUGAAGUUAAGACCCAACUCACUCACAGAGAUUAUGUGAAUCUUCUCAACCAAAAAGACAACUCUCAUUUCACAAUUUAUAAAAAAAGACGUUGUUUUUUGGACAAUAAUCAGUAUUUCCAAUUGGAUAUAUACAAAACACCAUGUCAUCCGAGAUGCAAUGGACUUGUUCUUUUGGAAACAUAUUCAGCUUUGGAAGAUGGGCAUUUGGAGGAAGCACUGCCUAAGUUUUUAACGAUCAGCUGUGAAGUUACAGGAGACCCACAAUACUCCAUGUACAACUUAUCUCUCCGGGCAGAUUGGAAUUCUGCGGAAAGUAAAUUCUGUCAUUCACUUAAAGUUCCAGAUUCUGAAAGUAUGAAUGGAGGAAUUCCCAACAUGAAUGGUGGAAUCCCCAACAUGAACGGCGGAAUCCCCAACAUGAAUGGCAUCAGCUUGACAUCUGAAAAUCAUGUGAAAUAA